Messenger RNA from Propithecus coquereli (Coquerel's sifaka), 1641 nucleotides. RefSeq names its product ankyrin repeat and SOCS box containing 15 (gene ASB15). The record is from RefSeq and is a predicted model, not a curated record. The transcript has 9 exons. Bases 1 to 1641 code for a protein of 546 amino acids. Gene Ontology annotation, cellular component: cytoplasm. Lineage: Eukaryota; Metazoa; Chordata; Mammalia; Primates; Indriidae. Gene Ontology annotation, molecular function: protein binding.
AUGGACGCUACUGAUGACCCUGAUGAAGACCAUCUUACGAGUUAUGAUAUUCAGCUCAGUAUCCAAGAAUCCAUUGAAGCCAGCAAGACUGUAUUUUAUCCUGAAAGAUUUGUACCCCUAAGUGAUCAAAACAGAAAACUUGUGGAGGCCAUAAAACAAGGUCACAUUCUUGAGCUCCAGGAGUGUGUGAAAUGUAAAUUUGCAUUGGAUGAAGCUGAUGAUAAAGGAUGGUUUCCGUUACACGAAGCUGUUGUUCAACCCGUUCAACAAAUACUUGAGAUUGUUCUGGAUGCAUCCUAUAAGACACUCUGGGAAUUCAAGACCUGUGAUGGAGAAACACCCUUGACUUUGGCAGUCAAAGCUGGUCUGGUGGAAAAUGUAAGAACUUUACUGGAAAAGGGAGUGUGGCCCAACACCAAAAAUGACAAAGGAGAGACACCCCUUCUCAUUGCCGUAAAAAAGGGUUCCUAUGACAUGGUAUCUACUCUGAUUAAACACAACCCCAGCCUGGACCAGCCCUGUGUCAAGCGAUGGUCAGCAAUGCACGAAGCAGCCAAGCAAGGCCGAAAAGAUAUCAUAGCUCUGCUACUAAAACACGGAGGCAAUGUCCACCUGAGAGAUGGAUUUGGAGUCACACCGUUGGGUGUGGCUGCCGAGUACGGUCACUGUGAUGUGUUGGAACAUCUAAUCCACAAAGGUGGUGAUGUAUUUGUUUUGGCGGAUGAUGGGGCAUCAGUGCUGUUUGAGGCAGCAGGAGGUGGCAAUCCUGAUUGCAUUUCCCUGCUGCUGGAAUAUGGAGGAAGUGGAAAUGUACCUAACAGAGCAGGGCAUCUUCCUAUACACCGAGCUGCCUACGAGGGACAUUAUCUUGCACUGAAAUAUCUUAUCCCAGUAACAUCCAAACAUGCAAUUCAGAAAAGUGGGCUAACACCAAUUCACUCAGCAGCAGAUGGACAAAAUGCACAGUGCCUAGAACUGCUCAUUGAAAAUGGUUUUGACGUCAAUACCCUCCUUGCUGACCACAUUUCCCAGAACUACGAUGAUGAGAGAAAGACUGCGCUAUAUUUUGCCGUUUCCAAUAAUGAUAUCCGUUGCACGGAAGUCCUUCUGGCAGCAGGUGCAGAUCCAAACCUAGAUCCCCUCAACUGCCUACUUGUGGCAGUGAGGGCCAAUAAUCAUGAAAUUGUCCGACUGCUUCUCUCCCAUGGAGCUAAUGUCAACUGUUACUUUAUGCAUGUCAAUGACACUCGUUUCCCCAGUGUCAUUCAGUAUGCCCUAAAUGACGAGGUAAUGCUGAGGCUAUUGCUGAAUAAUGGCUACCAAGUAGAGAUGUGCUUUGAAUGCAUGCAUGGGGACAUCUUUGGAAAUUCCUUUGUGUGGUCAGAAAUAGAAGAAGAGGUACUGCCAGGAUGGACAUCUUGUGUAAUAAGAGAUAACCCGUUUUGUGAGUUUAUUACAGUUCCUUGGAUGAAGCACCUGGUAGGCAGUGUUAUUCGUAUAUUAAUAGAUUACAUGGAUUAUGUCCCUCUGUGUGCUAAACUGAAGUCUGCACUAGAAGUACAGAGAGAAUGGCCAGAAAUCCGCCAAAUACUAGAAUUAUCUGGGGUUGUUAAAUCAUCCUUAACACUUUCUUUGCUGUAA